Oncorhynchus tshawytscha (Chinook salmon) is the source of this 2522-nucleotide messenger RNA. It is a transcript of the gene pdlim7, whose product is annotated as PDZ and LIM domain 7. Lineage: Eukaryota; Metazoa; Chordata; Actinopteri; Salmoniformes; Salmonidae. Gene Ontology annotation, biological process: actin cytoskeleton organization; heart development; muscle structure development. The coding region runs from base 214 to 1494 and encodes 426 amino acids. Gene Ontology annotation, molecular function: muscle alpha-actinin binding; actin binding. The record is from RefSeq and is a predicted model, not a curated record. The transcript is spliced from 11 exons. Gene Ontology annotation, cellular component: Z disc; adherens junction; filamentous actin.
AAGGGCAGGGAUCUCCUCCAUGUGACUUGCUGACGUUACAGUAGGACGCUGCUAAAGAGGAAUGCAGGGAAUGAAUACGGAUUACUGCUUAAGAAGGGAUCCACACUGCCCCUGACGUCCAAGUCGAGGAAGUCCGAAGUUUAGUUUUCGGCUGGGUAACUUGUUUGAUUCACAUAUUUCUUUCAGACCUCGACUACCGUAGGCCGACUCACGAUGUCCGGCGAUCAUCAUAAUGACAAGGAGGCCAUGAGUAUAUACUGUAUAACCCUCAACGGUCCAGCACCAUGGGGCUUCAGACUUCAGGGGGGGAAGGACUUCAGCAUGCCCCUCACGGUGUCCAGGCUGACCCCUGGGGGUAAGGCCGCCCAGGCCGGUGUGGGCGUGGGAGAUUGGGUGGUGUCCAUCGGGGAGACCAACGCAGAAGACAUGACCCAUGUGGAGGCACAGAACAAGAUCAGAGCAGCAGAGGAGUCUCUCACCCUCACCCUCAGCAAAGCUUUCCAUGCGGGUGGCGAUCAGAAGGAUUUGCUCGCCCCCGCCUCCGUUCAGCCCAAAUACUCCUUUGCCCCCAGCACCGCUAUCAACAAGAUGGCCCGGCCAUUCACGCCGGGCGGCGGCAACACGGUCAUUAAACCAGUGGCGUAUGCCCCUAAAGUUAACACCCCGGUCCCUGUCAGCAUGCUACAGCCACACAACGGCAUCAAGGCUUCUCGGUCACCUGCUAAGGCCCAGACCCAGGCAGCCGACAAACCUGACGCCUCUAAGUCUCCAGUCAACUCUGGUCCAAAGGUGCGCCCUCCGUGGGUGACUGACCCAGGGUUCGCUGACCGUUACGCCCCAGACAAGACCAGUACGGUUCUGACCCAGCACAGGCAGCCGGCCCAGCCAACGCCCAUGCAGAACCGCUCCUCUAUCCUACAGGCGGCUCAGCAGGCACCGGAGGACAGCGGAAGGACCCCUCUCUGUGGAGCCUGCAAAAAGAUCAUUAGGGGCCGGUACCUGGUGGCUCUGGGUCAGUCCUGGCACCCAGAAGAGUUCCAGUGUUCCCAGUGUAAGGUGAUGUUGGAUGAGGGAGGAUUCUUUGAGGAGAAAGGCUCAAUCUUCUGUACCAAGUGUUAUGAUAACCGCUACGCUCCCAACUGUGCCAAAUGCAAGAAGAUUAUCGUAGGGGAUAUCAUGCAUGCUCUGAAGAUGACCUACCAUGUCCUGUGUUUCAUGUGUGCUGCCUGUAAGAGCCCCAUCAGAAACCAGGCCUUUUAUAUGGAGGAAGGAGAACCUUACUGUGAGAAAGAUUAUGAGAAGAUGUUUGGUACUAAGUGUCAUGGCUGUGACUUUAAGAUCGAUGCUGGGGACCGCUUCCUAGAGGCCUUGGGAUACAGUUGGCACGACACCUGCUUCGUCUGCGCUUUCUGCCAGAUAAACCUGGAAGGGAAGACGUUCUACUCUAAGAAGGAUAAGCCGCUGUGUAAAGGCCAUGCCUUUGCUCCCGUCUGAGAGGGAGGGGGGAGAGAGAGGUGGUUCAGAGGGGACAGGAACCGUUCUCUGAACCCUGAAGACCUCCGCAUCGCACAGCUCCAGUCACUCUCCACUCCACUGCAAACCAGACAGCUUUUCAGAUCCUCACUAUCGCUCAGCUAAAGAUGUGUUCACAUAUACUUCUAUCCCUGGACUUUUCAAAUGCAUCCUGUGCUGGCUCCCUCCCUCUGGCUCCCUCCCACUGGCUCCAACUAACUAACUGCCUAGUUUCUCUACUGUUGUUCCUCAUAGCAGGUUACUCUAGUAUCAUGUUGUAGUGUUAUUACAAACAUCAUUUCAAGCCUUAGCUCAAUGCUGUAUGUCUCAUGUAUUACCAGUGAACCACUGAAUAUGAAUAUGAAUAUAUAUAUAUAUAUAUAUAAUGUCAUUCUCCCUCUGAUUGUGAUGCUAACCACUGUUGUUGACAAGUCAUUCUUUACUGCAAUGUGUUUGGGCAGCGGCUGUUAGUUUGGUAAAAUAUCACACUUAGCUCCAUUUCACUUUGAAGUGACUUUAAAGUUGAACCAACCAUUUUAUUGUGUCAUUUUCUAAGAUGUUACAUUUAACUAUCGCUCCACUACUGACUUCAUUUAAAGUCCCCUCUUAGUCUCUGGUUCAUUUGAUGCCCCUCUAUACUCCAGUACUUAAGGUAAUAUAAGGGGCAACCUUAUUCCAGUACUGUUGGUAAUGGGCAACAGUACUGCAGUAAGGUUGCCCCUUAUAUUACCUUAAGUACUGGAGUAAGGUUGCCCCUUAUAUUACCUUAAGUACUGGAGUAAGGUUGCCCCUUAUAUUACCUUAAGUACUGGAGUAAGGUUGCCCAUUACCAACAGUACUGCAGUAAGGAAAUCAGUCAAUUGAAAAAAAUUAAUUAGGCCCUAAUCUAUGGAUUUCACAUGACUGGGCAGGGAUGCAGCCAUGGGACGGCAUAGGCCGUCAGCCAAUCAGAUUCAUUUUGUUUUAUCAUAUCCGUCCCCCUUCCCACACGGGAAGAAGCCGGAUGUGGA